Messenger RNA from Drosophila eugracilis, 414 nucleotides. RefSeq lists its product as uncharacterized. Bases 1 to 414 code for a protein of 137 amino acids. Gene Ontology annotation, molecular function: nucleic acid binding. NCBI's taxonomy places the organism in Eukaryota, Metazoa, Arthropoda, Insecta, Diptera, Drosophilidae. The transcript has a single exon. The record is from RefSeq and is a predicted model, not a curated record.
AUGUACAGCGACAACGCCACGAACUUCGUGAGAGCGAGCAACGUGCUCAAGGAUCUGAGCGCAGCGUUUCACCGCAGUCAGGAACAGUUGAGAGGAUACGCGGCUCGGAGAGGCGUCGAGUGGGAGGCAGCAGUCAAGGCCGCCAAACACCGGCUGCUGCGAGGAGUCGGCAACGCCAAGCUGACAGCGGACGAGCUCAGCACCCACCUGGACGAGGUAGAAGCGCUGCUCAAUUCUCGACCAAUCGCGUCGCCAGGCAACGAUCCCAACGAUGGAGAGGCCCUGACUCCAGGACAUCUGCUUAUCGGACAGCUUCUGAUCACGCUGCCGCAAGAGUCCGGCACAGGCGGAAUCUCCAGCAAGGCCAGUUGCGGAUAUUUGAGGCGGUGGAGAAUGCUGUCCGAUCUCAAGUAG